Messenger RNA from Frankliniella occidentalis (western flower thrips), 1308 nucleotides. RefSeq lists its product as uncharacterized. Lineage: Eukaryota; Metazoa; Arthropoda; Insecta; Thysanoptera; Thripidae. The record is from RefSeq and is a predicted model, not a curated record. Gene Ontology annotation, biological process: deoxyribonucleotide biosynthetic process. Gene Ontology annotation, molecular function: ribonucleoside-diphosphate reductase activity, thioredoxin disulfide as acceptor. The transcript has a single exon. Gene Ontology annotation, cellular component: cytosol. Bases 1 to 1308 code for a protein of 435 amino acids.
AUGUCGGUCCUACACCCCAACGUGGGCGAGGCGAUGCUGAGCGAGACGGACCUGUGGGGCAUGCCGCUCGCGGUACAAUCCGUCAAGAAGAGCACCAUCGUCUCCAGCAAACCGACAACGACUUUCGCGCAGACGAAUAAUAUGACCUUCCACAUCCCCGGAACGAGCGAUUGCACUGAUUCAAAUGUCAUGCUUCAACUCUUGGGAGAAGUCGUCAAGCCGGACGGAAGCCGAUACAAAGAGGGCGAAAGCGAUGUCGCCUUCGUCAACAACGCCAUGCAUUCCCUCCUCAUGCAAAUCGAUGUCAUGGCGGGCGACACGGUCGUCAGCCAGUCCUCUCUGACUUAUCCGUAUAAAGCCUACAUGGAAGAUUUGCUCGCUUACGACACCAACGCCAAAACCUCUCACAUGACCAUGAGAGGCUGGGUCAAGGACACGGCCGGCGAAAUGGACGAUUUCACCGGAAACGAAAACUGGGGACUCGUCAAAAGAAGAAAGAUUUGCAAAAACAGCCGCGUCUUUGAAUUUUUCGGCCCUCUGCACUGUGAUUUUCUCUCCAAUCAAGGCAAACUUCUCCUGCCCCAUCUCGACUUGACCAUCAAGCUGACCAGAACAUCAGACUCUUUUGCACUGAUGUCGACCGCACAAAACGAAAAGGUUGUCAUUCGCGAUGCGACCCUCUUCGUUCGCAAGGUGACCUUGUCACCCAGCAUGAACAUUGCGCACGCUGAAGCACUGGAGCACGCCCCCGCACGCUACCCCUUCACCAGAACGACCGUCAAGUCCAUCACCAUUCCGAGCGGCUUCCGGGACAAAACCAUCCCAAACGUGCAUCUCGGACAAGUGCCCAAGCGCAUCGUUGUCGGUUUCGUCUCCAACGUCGCCUACAACGGCAGCUACCACCAUAACCCGUUCAACUUCCAACACUUCAACAUCAACUACCUGUGCCUCUACGUCGACUCCGAUCAGGUGCCCGCCGUCCCCCUGACCCCCGACUUCACCAAUGGUAACUACGCGCGCUCAUACUACUCACUAUUCGAGGGAACCGGAAUCAAGUGGAAGGACGAGGGAAACGAUAUAAAUUACGACGACUACGGCAAAGGUUACACACUCUUUGCGUUCGAUCUGACACCCGAUCAGUCUGCCCACGAGCCGCACUGGAACGUGCAGCGCCAAGGCACCGUCAGGCUGGACGUGCGCUUCAAAGUCGAACUCCCCGUCGCAGUCAACUGCAUCGUUUACUCAGAGUUUGACAACCUCAUCGAAAUCGACAAAAACAGGAAAGUGAUCGUGGAUUACAACGUGUGA